Gregarina niphandrodes is the source of this 603-nucleotide messenger RNA. Its product is annotated as rRNA-processing Fcf1-like protein. The record is from RefSeq and is a predicted model, not a curated record. Lineage: Eukaryota; Apicomplexa; Conoidasida; Eugregarinorida; Gregarinidae. Bases 1 to 603 code for a protein of 200 amino acids. The transcript has 2 exons. Gene Ontology annotation, cellular component: nucleolus; small-subunit processome.
AUGGCUCGAGGGGGACUUAAGAUUCUGAAGCCCACCGACCAACGAGUUAAGAAAAGUGGAGUCAAAAAGAAGCAGGGUGAGAAGCGAGAAACCGAAGCGAAAAAGCAUGGUGAUAAAGAUGGCGGCGAGACGCGUGGUGAAGAGCGUGUAAUUGAGAGAGAGGAGUGGAACAGCGCUUUAUUCUUUACAUAUAACACUCAGUUAGGGCCGCCGUAUCAGGUGUUGAUGGAUACCAACUUUAUCAACUUUUCAAUUCAGCAUAAAAUAGACCCUUUCAAGGGUCUGAUGGAUUUGUUGUUUGCGAAAGUUGUUCCCGUGGUGACGGAUUGCAUUGUGGGAGAGUUGGAGAAGAUGGGUCAAAAAUUCCGUUUGGCGUUGCGUAUCGCUAAAGAUCCAAGGGUGAAGCGACUGACAUGUGAUCAUCCGGGAACCUACGCUGAUGACUGCAUUAUCAAGAGGAUUAGUAACCAUCGUUGCUACAUUGUGGGUACAAGUGAUAAGGAGUUGAAACGGCGGAUCCGUAAGGUCCCCGGAGUGCCCAUCGUUUCUGUCACUCAACACAAAUAUGCCAUAGAACGGUUACCCGAAGCCACCCAAAAGUAG